Molecule: messenger RNA, 1218 nt
Organism: Misgurnus anguillicaudatus (oriental weatherfish)
Lineage: Eukaryota; Metazoa; Chordata; Actinopteri; Cypriniformes; Cobitidae
Product: myelin-associated glycoprotein
Source: RefSeq, a predicted model, not a curated record
AUGCUACAAAUUAUUCUGCUUCUCCUGCCUGGUGUUCUCUGUACUGAAGUUUGGAAUGUGACUCACCCUUCAUCGAUCUGUGGAGUGCGAGGAUCCAAUGUCACUAUUCCCUGUAAUUUUAAAUAUCCAACAAACCCAUACUUACAAGUAACAGAGGUGUCAUGGUGCGCAAAAAAAGAAUCUGACAAGUGUGGCACAGAAGGGCCGUAUGUUUAUAAUAGUUCACACACAAACAUUCAAAACAACUUUCAGUACACUGGUGAUAAUAUUUCAGAUUGUUCUUUGUUGAUCAGUAAUAUUAAUUCAACGAGUUCUGGAGAGUAUUUAUUCAGAUUUAUAACCAAUUCGCCAGUGGGACGUUUUACUAAACCAGGACCAGGAGCAAAUGUUACAGUCACAGAUUUAAAAGUGUCCAUGACCAAGUUAGGAGACAAUGAAAACAUAACAGUUGGAGACUCUUUGAAUUUGACAUGCAAUGUGUCCUGCCCUGGUCAUUUACCAGAGCUUCAAUGGUUGAAGGAUCAUCAGACAAUACCACAUACAGGCCCAAUCCUCACCUUCAGAAGUGUGACUCCUGAAGACUCUGGGAAUUACUCUUGUUCUUUGAAAAACUUUAAAUCAAGUGAAUCAGAACAAAUCAGACUGUAUGUUGAAGGAUCUGUCUUCCCAGAGACUUCCUGGUCCACAACAUUAUUUUGGGUUGGAAAUGUUGUUGGAGUGUGUUUAGUCUUGACUUUCAUUAUUGCAGCUGUGAUACUCAUAAUAAGGUCAGCCAAAACCGAGCAACAAAAGAAAGAUUCAACCAUCUAUACUACAGUGAUAUUUUAUGAAGUUAAAGGAGAAAUGUUAACAGACCACAUAUAUCAUAAUUAAUGCGAGUGUACCCAUUUAUCCCACUACCAGGUGGCAUCCCCUCCCAAACUAGAAUAUGGAUACACACUCUUCUUUUACAGUUACUUCCUCUUCUUCUAUAUUUAAGCCAUGCCAUUUUAUGUUCUCAUUGUGAAGUAUUGUCAGUUCUAUCUGCGUAUAGAGCGUUUAUAGCCAUAUUAGCCAUUGUUCCAUGACCAUUGUGCCUAUUCUUACUGAUUACUGGAUUACCCUCUUGCUUGUUUGCAUGGUUAGACUGUCUGUCUGUUUUUUUGAUUACGGCCUGGUUUUAUUGACAACUCCCUGCCUGCUGUUUUUGGUUGGUCUGCCCUUGUUGUUUUAAAUAAA